UCAACUACCCAUUACCCCAAGUCGCCAAUGCCCCAACGCUCCCAUUCCUCUCUGAAAUUGGAAGAAAAAAUCAACUCCUCAAUCCCUACCCACCCACUGACCCAGCUCCGCCGGCCACAGCCACCGCAGCCCCACAGCCACGUCAACCACCGCAACCACCUCAACCCCGAAUCCCCGUCGCAUGUACAGACAUCGCGUCUGGAAGCUCGGUGCCGUCGCAGGGGCUUGACGUCGUCUCCUCUGUUCGAGAGCGCUCUCUUCGUGUUCGCCGUGCCUCCGUCACUGUCAAGCACUUCUUCGUGCUUCCCUCGCCGCCUCAUCUGUGUUCGUUCUGCCUUCAUCCGAUAGCUGGAACCUUCCCUCGCCGCUGACAUCUCUGUUCAUUCUGUUCGUGCUUCAGAUGGAACAAUCAUAAAGUGAUCAACCGCCACAAGACAAUGCUGUCAAUGCUGUUUAAGAAUCCCAAACUGGUUCUUCUCGAAAAAAAUCUGAUCCAGCUUGGCAAUAUUUUGCUGUGAUAAGGAAAAUCUGAUGAGUUGUGUCUUUGAUUAGUUGAAAACUUGUUUGUUAAUGUUUCUUUUAAAAGUAGAACAUUAUGUGUUUUUCACUGUGUGUUUUGGUUGUUUUUAGUUACGAAUUUUGAUGUUUGAAGUUGUAUGUGAGCUUCUAAUAUUAAAUUAUGAAUAAUUUAUGAUGUGAAAUUGUGAAAUUUUGAAUUUUAUUAAGUUAGAAAUUAUUAAAUUUAUAUAUUUAAAAUUAUAUAUAGGUUUUUUAAUAAUUUUAUUUAUGUUUAAGUAAACCAGUUGAACCCCUGUUAAACUUUGGUCGAACCAGUAAACCAUUGAACUAGUAACUUUACCGGUUUAUUGACUAGUCCGGUUCGCAACCUUGGAUAUACAUCAUACACCUAUGUAAUAUAAAAAAACAUAAAUAAAAAAUUUAAGAUUGAAAUCCGACAUCCAAAAUCACUUCUUACUGCUACUAUCCAUUUUCUCUCUUUUGCUUUUCUCGGGAAUGUUCGGUUCUUACCAAGAAAUUUUUUUCCCCUGGAAUCAAACAACACCGAAGAUCGAACCAGCACUCUCUGAUGCGAAUCGCUUCAUUCUCACAUGGCUCUGCUCUUAAUUUAGUCUCAUGACGAUCGUUGGUAUAUGCCGCCCUAUGCGUUCCCCUUGGGAUCAACCCAUGGAUCGCUGCCUCAGAUUCUUUCCAUGCCUCAUUGACCCUGCUCGGAGGUCUGCACUGUGCGUGAAGUUGGUCUUGGUGACUGUCCAUUUGGUUUAUAUUGGCGUUCUCUUCUUAAUUGAUGGAGAUUUGAUAGAAAAGACUAAGAAGGAACCGAUGUACACUGCUUGUUACUUGCUGCUGUUCUUUGUUACUUUAAUACAAUACUUUGUUACAUCUAUUUCUUCUCCGGGCUAUGUCCUUGAUGCCAUGAUGACUGUUACUGAGAGAAAUGUCCUAUACAGAAAGACAUCAGAAGCCUCAAAUUUACCGGCUUCAAGCAAAAAUGGGAGUUUCGUUGUUGCUGUUGAGGGAACUCAGGCAGGAAAAAAUAUUUCAGGAAAUAAUACACCAACUUGGUCAAAGUUAGUGGCAGACUUGUAUCCUAUGGGAACAACAAUCAGAACAUGGACAUGCAGCUACUGCAACGUGGAACAGCCUCCACGAUCAAAGCACUGUCAUGAUUGUGACAAGUGUGUUCUUCAGUUUGAUCAUCAUUGUGUUUGGCUUGGUAACUGCAUUGGGCAGGGCAAUCAUUGUCGAUUUUGGUGGUACCUUUGUGAAGAGACAGCGUUGAGCCUCUGGACUGGCAUCUUAUAUAUUUCAUACUUGAAGGAUCACAUUAAAAGUGCUUGGUGGCGGGAUGCAAUCAUGAUAGUACUGUUGAUCACUUUGUCAAUCUCUCUUAUCUUUCUACUUCUGCUACUUCUAUUUCAUAGUUAUCUUAUUUUGACAAAUCAGACUACUUAUGAACUUGUAAGGAGAAGACGGAUUCCUUAUCUAAGGGGAAUUCCUGAAAGAGUGCAUCCAUUUAGUAAAGGAGUAUCUAGAAAUGUAUACAAUUUCUGCUGCGGAAGUAGCAGCGUAUACAACAUGGAGCGGCUCCCGACACCUCAGGAGACAGAGGAAAAGUCAAGACCGUACACGUGUCUGGAUGUCGUAACCUGUCGAUGUUGCUGAUGACUGUUGUAAACAAAUUGUAUAAGUAGGAGUCUUUGUCCCUGAGAGUUUUAUUGUGAACUUGAGGCCAUUUGCAUUGUGAUUAUCCAUGUCAUGCAUUCUUUGUUUAAUUGUUUUUUGGAAGUGGAUGUUUUAAAUUUAAUGUAUAGUUGCAGUGCUAGAGUGUGUGUCAUUUUGCCAGUGUUGAAUUUCAGACCUGGGAUUCUUGGAACACAAGGCACCAUGCGGAAUUGUUGGUUGUGGUAGUGUUGAUUGUCGUCGAAGCAAUUAAAGUUUUAAGGUAGAUGAAUGAACAGAGUGUUGCUCACAUGCUUUUUUUUA
Molecule: messenger RNA, 2505 nt
Organism: Arachis duranensis
Lineage: Eukaryota; Viridiplantae; Streptophyta; Magnoliopsida; Fabales; Fabaceae
Product: protein S-acyltransferase 10
Exons: 12
Coding region: 1135-2184 (349 amino acids)
Biological process (GO): peptidyl-L-cysteine S-palmitoylation; protein targeting to membrane
Cellular component (GO): endoplasmic reticulum; Golgi apparatus
Molecular function (GO): protein-cysteine S-palmitoyltransferase activity
Source: RefSeq, a predicted model, not a curated record